This is a messenger RNA of Mizuhopecten yessoensis (Yesso scallop), 915 nucleotides long. RefSeq names its product histidine-rich glycoprotein-like. The record is from RefSeq and is a predicted model, not a curated record. Gene Ontology annotation, biological process: removal of superoxide radicals. Gene Ontology annotation, molecular function: superoxide dismutase activity; copper ion binding. The coding region runs from base 1 to 915 and encodes 304 amino acids. The transcript has 5 exons. Lineage: Eukaryota; Metazoa; Mollusca; Bivalvia; Pectinida; Pectinidae.
AUGAAGUUGUUUGGGACCGUAGCUCUGGUGGCUUUGUUGUUGAUCAUCCCAAACGAUGGCAGAAGACUACAGCAGAGAAGAAUUACAGCUAUAGUUGACGAGGUUGCAGAACUAAAAGCUCAAGUAGAGAAGUUAUCUGAACAAGUUCACAAGCUUGAGGAGCAGAGCCAUGGGGUUCAUAUUCAUUUAGGAAACGACCAUCAUGAUCACCAUGACGAUCACGACACCGGCUACCAUGCUGACCACGAUGGCCAUGACGAUCACGACACCGAACACCAUGCUGACCACGAUGAGCAUGGCGAUGACCACUCUAUUAAUACACAUGCUGACCACGAUGACAAUGUCGAUGACAGCCAAAGCACCCAUACCAAAGACAGCGAUUCCACAAACAUCGCCGAUGACAGCGAUUCAACAAACACCGGAGAUGACAAUCAUGACAAUCACCAUCAAAACGAACACCAUCAUAAACAUCGCCACAACACACACCAUCACAGCGAACACCAUGACAACCAUUACCCAAAUGCUCAUAACAUCUAUGUCAACAUGAAGCUUGAAGAGGGACAUGGUCAUUGCGAAAAGCAUUCAGAAGCGGUUCAUCAGGAACACGAGGUCCACGCACACUGUGAGAUAAUGCCCAACAUGCAGACUCCCGAUCUCACUUAUAAGAUCAGAGGACAUAUCGAGUUGACUCAGAAGCCCCACGAAGAUGAAGUGAGUGUUCACUACAACCUCAGGAAUCUGAAGCCAAGCGUAAGUCACGCUAUACAUGUACAUGAAAGCGGGGACAUGGAGCGGUGUUGUGACUCCCUCGGGGACCACUACAACCCUACCAAUAAACAACACGGAAUUGCUGGCAGCACUGAUAGAUUCAUCAAGACGUCGAUACCGGCCAUGGUACUCAGGGACCAAGACUAG